UCAGAUUAACUAUUCGCUGGGUCUGUAGUUACUAAAGGAACUGCGUGGUUAGCUGUUAGCACCAGACAUGGGACACACAACGCAACGUCCUGGGUUACUUUAUACUCACUACUAGAUGGUACUCCACGGUUCUAUUYUUCUGAAGUCUGUGUCCUGGUGGUGACCCCUACGAGGGGUGAAGAGGARGAUCAUGGGUACGGGCAGUCAAGUCCGAUUGCUGCUGUGGAAGAACUGGACCCUUCGCAAGAGACAGAAGAUGCGGUUCUUCAUGGAGAUUAUGUGGCCAGUGGUUCUGUUCAUUGGACUAGUGUGGCUGAGGACAGCUAAUCCUUUAUACCGUCAACAUGAGUGUCACUUUCCCAACAAGGCCAUGCCCUCGACUGGCAUCCUUCCAUGGAUCCAGGGAAUCUUCUGCAAUGCCAACAACCCAUGCUUCCAGUACACCACCAGGGGAGAGGGCCCCGGGCUCGUCUCCAACUACAACGAUUCCAUACUGGCUCGGUUCUACUUGGACACCCAGGAGCUUCUUCUGAGUGACCCAGAGUUCCUGCAGCUGGGUCGGCUCUGGAGGGAACUGUUCACCAUGAGCACCUUCAUGGACACCCUGCGGACCAGCCCAGAACAGGUCUCAGGUCGAGGGCUGAAGGUAGAGGACAUUCUGAAGGAUGAUGAAACCCUGACGUCCUUUCUCCUAAGGGAUGUUCCUCUGUCAGAGUUUGUGGUCAAUGAGCUGAUCAAUGCCCAGAUCAGGCCUGAGCAGUUUGUGUUUGGCGUCCCUGACCUCCACCUGAAGGACAUUGCCUGCAGUCAGACCCUGCUGGAGCAGUUCAUCAUCUUCCCCAGCCGCAGGGGGCUGUACAGGGUGCACAGCAGCAUUUGUGCCCUCACACCACAGAGACUACAGACCAUAGAGGACAGGCUCUACGCCAACGUGGACUUCUUUAAACUCUUCCGUCAGCUUCCACGGGUGUUGGAUAACCACUCCAACGGUGUCGACCUACACUUCUGGGCCAGAGUACUCUCUGCCACCUCCGAAAAGCUGCGAGAGUUGUCAGAGAGGAACAGUUCCAAAGCGCUGGUGGAGGUGAUGUCCCCCCUGCUCCAGUCCCAGGGGGGCUCUCCCCCAUCUUUCAGCCAGCUGAUGGGGGCUGUGUCCAGCCUGGUGUGUGGCUACAUGGAGGGGGCCUUCUCUCGGGUGGCCUCCUUCAACUGGUAUGAGGACAACAACUACAAGGCCUUCAUGGGGAUCAACGAUAGCACCCGGGGAGGACAGGGACAGUACACCUACGACCACACCGCCACUCCGUUCUGUAAUGAUCUGAUGAAGGAGCUAGAGUCCAAUCCCAUCACCAGGAUCAUGUGGAGCUCUGUCAAGCCCAUGCUGAUGGGGAAGAUCCUCUACGCACCCGACUCCCCAGCCGUCAGAAAGAUCAUCAGAAACGCCAACACCACCUUUGAGGAGCUGGAGAGGCUGAGGACCAUGGGUCGGGCUUGGGAGGAGGUGGGCCCUCAGGUCUGGGCCUUCUUCCAGGACAGCAUUCAGAUGAACAUGAUCAGGGAUACCAUAAGGAAUCCCACGGUGAAGGACUACAUUGACAGGAGUCUACAGGACACAGAGUUCUCCUCUAAACACAUCCUCAACUUCCUGUACAACGGGCCAAUAGAGGACAGGGACUACAACAUGGACAACUUUGAUUGGAGGAAUGUCUUCAACUUCACAGACCAAGUCAUCCGUAUGAUGAACCAGUAUGGAGAGUGUCUGAUCCUGAAUAAAUUCUCUGGGCUGAACGAUGAGGAGCAGAUGACCCACAGAGCUCUGAGUCUGAUGGGGGAGAGUAAGUUCUGGGCUGGCCUGGUCUUCAUGGACACCUACCCCUGGACCACCAAGGUUCCACCCCACGUCCGGUUCAAGAUCCGCAUGGACAUCGACGCAGUGGAGCGCACCAAUAAGAUCAAGGACAGAUACUGGGACCCUGGUCCUAGGGCCGACCCCGUGGAUGAUCUCCGUUACGUGUGGGGGGGUUUUGCCUAUCUACAGGACAUGAUAGAGCAUGGCAUCAUCAGGACCCAGACCGGCAAGGACUGGCCCCUCGGUGUCUACCUACAACAGAUGCCGUACCCAUGCUACGUGGACGACCUCUUCAUGCUGACAUUGAACCGGUGCUUCCCCAUCUUCAUGGUGCUGGCGUGGGUCUACUCAGUGUCUAUGACCGUGAAGAGCAUUGUCUUGGAGAAGGAGCUCAGGCUCAAAGAGACCCUGAAGACCAUGGGGGUCACCAAUGGGGUUCUUUGGGUCACAUGGUUCAUAGACAGCUUCCUCAUGAUGGCUGCCAGCACUUCCCUGCUCACUGGGAUCAUUAUGGGUGGUAAGGUGCUGAACUACAGCAACCCUCUGAUCCUGUUCCUGUUUCUGCUAACCUUCACCACGGCCACCAUCAUGCAGUGUUUCCUACUCAGUGUCUUCUUUAACAAGGCCAACCUGGCUGCAGCCUGCAGCGGUAUCAUCUACUUCACUCUCUACCUGCCCCACAUCCUCUGCUUUGCAUGGCAGGACCGCAUCACCAAGGAUGACAAGAUCAUGGCGAGCCUGAUGUCCCAGGUGGCGUUUGGCUUUGGGACAGAGUACUUGUCCCGUUAUGAGGAGCAGGGUCUGGGUCUGCAGUGGGACAACAUCCAGACCAGCCCUCUGGAGGGGGAUGAGUACUCCUUCCUCACCUCCAUCUCUAUGAUGGCCCUGGAUACUGUACUCUACGCCGUCCUUGCCUGGUACCUCGACAACGUCUUCCCAGGGCAGUAUGGAAUUGGUCGGCCAUUUUAUUUCCCCAUCCUGCCCUCCUAUUGGCUCAACUCCAGACCCCCAAAGCCAAAAGAGUUGGAGAAACCCAGGUUUGACAACCUGGUAAACCAGGCUGAAGAGAAGCAGAAGACCAAUCAUGAACCAGGUGACGAACAGAAGACUACGGCACCAGAUGAGGAGCUGCCAUCCUGCAAACACCAGGACAAACGAGAGAGGCUGGGGAAGGGGAAAACGGAGGAGGAGGAGGAGGAGGAGGAGGAGGAGAACAAGAAGAACCAGGAGGAAAAACAAAAUGGAGAAAAAGAGGGUCAGCCCAGCCAUGCCUACUUUGAGGGGGAACCGGCAGGGCUGGUGGAGGGUGUGUGUGUUCAGAACCUGGUGAAGGUGUUUGGUAGGGGACAAAAACCUGCGGUAGACGGACUGAGCAUCACCUUCUAUGAGAGCCAGAUCACUGCUUUCCUGGGGCACAAUGGAGCUGGGAAGACCACCACCAUGUCUAUCCUGACGGGGAUGUUCCCCCCCACCUCGGGGACAGCCUCCAUCUAUGGGAAGGACAUCCGGACAGACAUGGACACCAUCAGGCACUCUCUGGGCAUGUGUCCCCAACACAACAUCCUCUUUCACCACCUCUCAGGCGGCAUGCAAAGGAAGUUGUCUGUUGCUAUGGCGUUUGUGGGCGGUGCCAAGGUGGUGAUUCUGGACGAGCCCACAUCGGGGGUGGACCCCUACUCCAGACGAUCUAUCUGGGACCUGCUACUCAAGUACCGAUCAGGACGUACAGUGAUUCUGUCCACUCACCACAUGGACGAGGCUGACCUGUUGAGUGACCGUGUGGCCAUCAUCUCUCAGGGUCGUCUUCACUGCUGCGGCUCCCCGCUCUUCCUCAAGAACUGCUUCGGUGCCGGGUUCUACCUCACCCUGGUUCGACGAAUGAAAUACGAGGGACCCAAGACCAAGAUGAAGUGUGACUGUACUGAUGAGUGUUCGUGUAAAUGCUCCACAUGUACCACGUACAAAGAAGAGUUACCUCAAGCCAAAACCCCGGACAGACAGAUGGACGGUGACUUGUCAAGCAUCACAGGGCUGGUCCACCACCAUGUCCCAGAGGCCCGUUUGAUCGAGGCUAUCGGCCAAGAGUUGACCUACCUGCUGCCCAACCAGGGCUUCCAGCCCAGGGCCUACGCCUCCCUCUUUAGAGAGCUGGAGGAAACCCUCUCUGACAUUGGCCUCAGCAGCUUCGGGGUCUCCGACACAUCACUGGAGGAGAUAUUCCUGAAAGUGACAGCGGAUGGUGAAGCCAAAUCUGUCAAAACUACACGAGACCAGAGAUUAUGGCAGCAGACACCUCGACCCAGUGUAGGACACAACAAAGUAGCACUCUAUGUCGACCAAUCUGAAGAGGCAGACGGGGAGACCCAGGCCAACAGGCAGGGGAAUUCUGGGGGCUCAGAGGGCAGCGAGGGGCGGGGCUCUAGACAGGUCAAAGGUGUCUGUCUGGUCCUGAAACAGUUAUUUGCCCUGCUCAUUAAACGGUUUCACCACGCCACAAGAUCACAUAAGGACUUCUUUGCUCAGAUAGUUUUGCCUGCCAGUUUUGUGUUCGUGUCACUGAUGUUCACUACGAUCGUACCUCCYUUUGGAGAGUACCCCAGCCUGACCCUUAGUCCCUGGAUGUAUGGACGACAGUUCACCUUCUUCAGUAACGAGCGUAUCCUGGACCCUGAGAUGAGGUACUUUGGAGAGGUGCUGCUGAACAAGCCUGGUUUUGGGACUCGCUGCAUGGUGGAUGAACCUCUGGAGGAUUUCCCAUGUAAUAACAUCACAACGGAGUGGGAGAUGCCGCUAGUGAACCCUGCUCUGAGAGACAUGUUGGAUGGACCAGAGUGGACCACAGUUAACCCUUCCCCAGGCUGCCAGUGUAGUACCCCUAGGAAACUCACCAUGCUGCCUGUCUGCCCUGAGGGAGCAGGGGGGCUAACACCACCACAGAGGAUCCAGUCGACAGGUGAUGUUCUGGUGGACCUAACAGGCAGGAAUAUCUCUGAUUACCUGGUGAAGACUUACCCCUCCCUCAUCAAGGCCAGUUUGAAGAGCAAAUACUGGGUGAAUGAACAAAGGUAUGGAGGUAUAUCUGUCGGGGGACAGCUUCCUGUGUUAGAUGUGGACCCUAAGACCAUCCAGGACGCAGCGUCACAGCUGGGACGACUGCUCAAUGUUACUGGGGGUAAAUACUCCAAACAAACUCUUAAGGACAUAGGAACCUUCCUUCGAUACAUGGAGAGUGAAUACAAUGUCAAGGUGUGGUACAACAACAAGGGCUGGCAUGCCAUGGUGGCCUUCAUGAACGUGGCCAACAACGCCAUCCUCAGAGCCAACCUGCCCAAAGAUGCCAGGCUGGAUGUAUACGGCAUCACCACCAUCAACCACCCUCUCAACCUUACCAAGGAACAAUUGUCUGAAGUCACUGUCCUGAGCACCUCAGUGGAUGCGAUGGUGGCUAUCUGUGUGAUUUUUGCCAUGUCCUUCGUCCCAGCCUCCUUUGUGCUCUACCUCAUCCAGGAGAGGGUGACCCAGGCCAAACACCUCCAGUUCGUCAGCGGGGUCAGUCCUGUCAUUUACUGGAUGGCCAACUUCCUCUGGGACAUGGUGAAUUACUCUAUCAGUGCAGCACUGGUGGUGGCUAUUUUCAUGGUCUUUGACAAGAAGUGCUACACGUCGCCAACCAACCUCCAACCCCUGACAGCCCUGCUCAUGCUCUAUGGGUGGUCUGUGACGCCCAUGAUGUACCCCAUGUCCUACGUCUUCAGUAUUCCCAGCACAGCCUACGUCUCUCUGUCCUGCAUCAACCUGUUCAUUGGCAUCAACAGCAGUGCCAUCACCUUCAUCCUUGACCUGUUUGACAGCACAGCGGCGCUGUAUAAGUGUAACCAGCUGCUGAAGAAAAUGCUGCUGAUCUUCCCCCACUAUUGUCUUGGCCGGGGUCUAAUCGACAUGGCUAUGAACCAGGCUGUUACUGACGUCUAUGCCCGCUUUGGUGAGGACUUCAGUCUGGACCCCUACAGUUGGGACUUUGUAGGGAAGAACCUGGUCUUCAUGGCUAUUGAGGGCUUUGUCUAUUUCAUCGUGAACAUCCUGAUCCAGUACCGCUUCUUCCUGGAUCACUGGAUCACAGAUUGUAAGACGGAUCCCAUCAUGGAGGAAGAUGUGGAUGUGGCCCAGGAGAGAGAACGCAUCUAUAAUGGAGGAAGCAAGAAUGAGAUCUUAAAGAUUAGAGACCUCACCAAGACUUACAUGGGGAAGACUAAGCCAGCUGUGGACAGAAUCUGUGUGGGAGUGUCUCCUGGGGAGUGGCUUUGGGCUCCUGGGUUGAACGGAGCAGGGAAGACCAACUUUAAAAUGCUGACCGGAGACACUGAUGUCAGCUCAGGAGAAGCCUCUGUCACUGGUCACAGCAUCCUUACCAAUAUCCUGGACGUGCACCAGAACAUGGGCUACUGCCCCCAGUUUGAUGCCAUAGAUGAGCUGCUGACUGGCAGAGAGCACCUCCAUCUGUAUGCCCGCCUCAGAGGGGUGCCUGAGUCCGAGAUCAGCAGGGUGGCAGACUGGGCAAUUCAGAAGCUGGGUCUGGCUGACUAUGCUGGCCACACAGCCGGGACCUACAGCGGCGGCAACAAGAGAAAACUAUCCACGGCCAUUGCCAUGAUCGGCUGUCCUCCGCUGGUCCUGCUGGACGAGCCCACGACAGGCAUGGACCCCCACUCACGUCGUUUCCUGUGGAACUCCAUAAUGAGUGUAAUCCAAGAUGGCCGAGCAGUGGUCCUCACCUCACACAGUAUGGAGGAGUGUGAGGCUCUGUGUACCCGUCUGGCUAUUAUGGUCAAUGGCACCUUCCAGUGUCUUGGUACCAUCCAGCACCUCAAAUACAAGUUUGGUGAUGGUUACGUGGUCACCAUGAAGAUCCAGGCCUCCACACCAGGUUGUCCCCCAGACCUGAACCCAGCCGAGGCCUUCAUGGAGAGCACCUUCCCUGGCUGUGUCCAGAGGGAGAAACACUACAACACUCUGCAGUAUGAAAUCGCCUCUUCGUCCCUGGCUAGGAUCUUCCAGCUGGUCCUGGCCAACAAGGACCGCCUCAAUAUAGAGGACUACACCGUCUCCCAGACGACACUAGAUCAGGUGUUUGUGAACUUUGCCAAGCAGCAGUCAGGAGAGGACGACGGCAUGGUGCUGCACCCGAGGGCCGCUGGGGCACGGAGAAAAGAAAUCAAGGUCACACCCCUAAGUUGUCUGGGGAAAUGAACCGUCCCUCCCCACACGCACACACACACACGCGUUUUGUGCGUUAAACACACGCGACACACCCACACACCAUGCACACAGUAAACACACACAUAACACACACACACCAGAAACUCAGACAGGAAGAGUUUGUCUGGGAAAUUGAACGCUCCUAGAAGACUACGUGGAGGAUAGUGAAGGGAGGUUGACUAUGGU
Molecule: messenger RNA, 7291 nt
Organism: Salvelinus sp. IW2-2015
Lineage: Eukaryota; Metazoa; Chordata; Actinopteri; Salmoniformes; Salmonidae
Source: RefSeq, a predicted model, not a curated record